Messenger RNA from Striga hermonthica, 723 nucleotides. Lineage: Eukaryota; Viridiplantae; Streptophyta; Magnoliopsida; Lamiales; Orobanchaceae. The record is from the annotation of a GenBank genome assembly.
AUGGCCACUAUAUCUUCUCUGCACCUCUCAUUUUCUCCCUCCAAUCCUUCCCUGCCACAAGGCCCAUGGAGGAACAAGAAACCCAGCAUUAUCUGCUGCAAGGCUGAACAUCAAAAUCAAUGUGUGAUUGUUGGAGAAGAAUGUGGUACGAGGAGGGAGCUGAUGAUUCAGGCAUUGACUGCUGCUGCGGUUACUUUUCCUGCGGUUGGUUCAGUUGCUUUGGCGGCUGAAAGUGAGGAUUUCCGUGUUUACACGGAUGAUGUGAACAAGUUCAAGAUCAGUAUUCCUCAAGAUUGGCAAGUAGGAAAUGGCGAAGGUGAUGGAGUUAGGUCACUGACUGCAUUUUAUCCUCCUGAGGCUUCCAGUGCGAACGUGAGCAUAUUAAUCACGGGACUCGGUGCCGAUUUCACCAGGUUGGAGUCUUUCGGCAAAGUUGAUGAAUUUGCUGAGACUCUAAUUGGUGGAUUGGACAGAAGUUGGCAGAGGCCCCCUGGAGUUGCAGCAAAACUCGUAGAUACCAAAGCUGCCAACGGGUUGUAUUAUAUAGAGUACACACUACAGAAGCCAGGCGAUAGUCUCAGGCGUUUGUUUUCAGUUCUCGGGAUAGCAGAUAAUGGCUUUUACAACAGACUAUAUACCCUCACUGGACAGUUUUUCGAUGAAGAAGACGAAAAAUUUGGUCCCAAGAUUCGAAAAGCUGUUUCAUCUUUCAGAUUAUUUUAA